Molecule: messenger RNA, 819 nt
Organism: Talaromyces amestolkiae
Lineage: Eukaryota; Fungi; Ascomycota; Eurotiomycetes; Eurotiales; Trichocomaceae
Exons: 2
Coding region: 1-819 (272 amino acids)
Source: RefSeq, a predicted model, not a curated record
AUGGACGCAAACAGCAACGACACACAGGUUUCAAAUGCCUCCCAAGGAGAAAUCAGCGGCGCCAAUGCCCAACUUUUCGACGAGACCAUGAUGGCAGCUGUGGAAAACAUCGUGGAAGCAGCCGUCGAAAAGGCAGUGAAUAAGACAGUCAAGGAAUUCAUGGGCGAUGUUAUGAUGGAUACUGUCGACGAAAUUGUGAACAUCGCUGUCCAGAAAGCCAUAGAGGAAAUCUCUGGACGUUCUGGUGGGCUACAACCGUCAAGCUCCAGUGCACAAAACAACCACCGAGGACGAUCCAUCCAUAUCAAAAGGGACCCGGAUGCCGAUAACAGUCUCGCUGAUGAACUCAAUUCUCCCGUAGUGGAUGAAGUCCGCCCAGGAUGUAAAUUUCGAAUUUAUGGUGAAUCAGGUGGUUGGCAUAUACUGGGGGUCAAUGAAAUGUCUAAUCUCACUCUGGAGAGCAUUUACAUGGCUAGCAUGCCUUCGGUAUUCUACGAAUGGCAGUAUGAUCUAAAGGAUGAUUAUGCUUGUUUUUACAAUAACGCGAUGGAAGUAUAUCUGCAAGCGGCAGAUUGUGGCAGUGAAGAGGGUCUCAUGACUGUUGGUAGCGGUGACCAUCAUAAUCAGUUUUACACGACACAGGACAUCGGAACUGGAAAGCGCACACUCAAAUGUAUGUAUCCGGGAGUCGAUGGUGUUACUGAACAUCUGGAUGCUGUCGAAAUACGGGACGACGGGGAAGGAAGACUGGUGCCUGUGCAUUACCGGAAGCCCGUAGCGAAGUUGAUGUGGAAAUUCAAACAGGUCAAAAAGGAGUGA